AUGUCCAGAGUCUCGACACCGUCACUGCCCACGUUCCAUGCUUCCAAUGGGGGGUCCACAUCUUCGCGCCCUGGCUCUCCACGCCUGCAACCGCCAGCGGAGCACAAGAGGAGCGGAACCCCUUCGCCCAAGCAAUCGAUAACAGCCUCGUACUCGAUUCUGUCACGUCAGGAAACCGCGCAAAGACUACAGACGUCAGAAACCCACGGUCUAGCCUCGUCCGAUGCCUCGGCGCGCAUACAUGCUCACGGACGCAACGAGCUUCCCCACGAAGAGCCCGAGCCGCUAUGGCUUCGGUUCGUGAAGCAGUUCAAGGAGACUCUGAUCUUGUUGUUACUGGGGUCCGCCGCCGUGUCUUUGAUGCUGGGCAACCUCGAGGAUGCCAUCAGUAUCACAGCAGCAGUCACAAUCGUUGUCACCGUGGGCUUUGUACAGGAAUACCGGUCUGAGAAGUCUUUGGAGGCGCUGAACUCGUUGGUGCCGCACUCUGCACACAUCGUUCGGGCAGGCCAGGAGCACUCGCGCGCGACCGGUACGGCUACAGAAGAGAUCGAACUGGACCACCUGAAGGAUACGACAGCGGCGCUGGCGGCUGCCAAGCGAAAGUCGACCACCAUCUCCGCGACAUUGCUGGUACCGGGUGACUUGGUCCUCUUCCACACUGGCGACCGCAUACCGGCUGAUAUUCGAAUCACCCACGCUGCAGAUCUCUCCAUCGACGAGUCGAACCUGACGGGAGAGAACGAGCCAGUCGGCAAGACCCCAGAUACAAUCACCCCUCCGUCGGGGACACAACGCGCACCGUCGCCUUUCUACGCCUCCGAGGGUGCUGGAACGGUUGGCGCCGAUAUUCGUCUCAAUGACCAGAAGAACAUCGCGUUCAUGGGCACUUUGGUUCGAUCAGGCUAUGGCCAGGGCAUCGUCAUUGGCACAGGCGGCAACACCGAAUUCGGCGCCAUUUCGGCAUCCCUACAGGAGAUUGAGAGCCCACGAACACCUUUACAGUUGUCCAUGGAUCAGCUGGGAAAGGAUCUCAGUUACAUGUCGUUUGUCGUAAUCGCUUUCAUCGGCCUUGUAGGACUCUGGAGAGGCUGGAAAUUCCUGGAAGUCUUCCAAAUCGGCGUAUCACUCGCAGUCGCUGCGAUUCCAGAAGGGCUGCCAAUCAUCGUCACGGUCACGCUUGCCCUGGGUGUGUUGAGGAUGUCGAAACGCGAUGCGAUUGUACGACGCCUCCCUAGUGUCGAGACAUUGGCAUCAGUCAACGUCGUCUGCACUGACAAGACCGGCACGCUCACAACCAACCACAUGACGGUCACCAAGUUAUGGCACUUUGAUGAGUUGGCCCCGAUAGACGUCAAGAAGAAGCAUGAUACGGACAACCUCGAUUCUCCCACCCGGAACAUCCUGCGCAUCGGUAACAUUGUCAACAACGCGCGCCUGUUGAGCGACGAAGCCGCGUCUGCAUCAACGGCUGCAGUGCUGUCGUCAACCAUGGGCGACGACAAUUCGUUGGCAAGAAGUCGGUGGGUGGGCCAGCCUACAGACGUUGCACUUUUAGACCUCCUCGACGCCUUCUCAGAAGACGAUGUUAGGGAAAGACUCGGCACGCGCAAGUUCGAAACCCCAUUCAGCUCCGAGAGAAAGUGGAUGGGGGUCGUCAUCAGCGGCAAAUCUGGUGCAGAUCUGAAUUCAAGUUUGGACGUGUCGUACAUCAAGGGUGCAAUUGAAAGAGUACUUGAUCGAUGCGACGCCUAUGUCAACGCUCAAGGGAAAGAGGCAAACCUCGAUCAGUCACGAAGGCAAGAGGUCCUAAGAGCUGCAGACGCAAUGGCACAGGAAGGGUUGCGAGUACUGGGCUUUGCAAGCGGGCCUGCGCGUAAGAAGGCGAGCAGCGGCACAUUGACACCAGCGGCUUCUUCGGCCUCUGCCAUGGGUGACGACGAACACUACCGCGGCUUGGUUUUCGCUGGCCUGGUUGGCAUGAGCGAUCCGCCGCGAAAGGGCGUGGAGAAGGCUAUUCGACGUCUGAUGGCUGGCAAAGUCAAGGUGAUUAUGAUCACAGGUGACGCUGAAACCACAGCAGUGGCCAUCGGCAAGAGCCUAGGCAUGCCAAUUAACGCCAACUCGGCCCUCGGACGCUCUGUCAUCCGCGGUGAUGAAUUGGACCAGAUGAGUGAUGAGGAGCUUUCCCGAGCCAUUGCCACGACCUCCAUCUUUGCGCGCACAAGUCCAGAACACAAGAUGAAGAUCAUCCGUGCGCUUCAAGCACGGGGCGAUGUCGUUGCGAUGACCGGUGACGGCGUCAACGAUGCACCUGCUCUGAAGAAGGCUGAUAUCGGCAUCUCCAUGGGCAAGCUUGGUACAGAUGUCGCCAAGGAGGCGGCUGAUAUGAUCCUUACAGACGACAACUUCGCCACAAUUCUGAAUGCUAUGGAGGAAGGCAAGGGCAUCUUCUACAACAUCCAAAACUUCCUGACGUUCCAGCUGAGUACCAGUGCGGCGGCGUUGAGUCUGGUGUUGCUGAGUACCUUCCUCGGCUUUCAAAACCCACUCAACGCCAUGCAAAUUCUUUGGAUCAACAUUCUCAUGGACGGCCCUCCUGCGCAGUCGCUCGGCGUCGAGCCAGUCGACCCAGCCGUCAUGGCUCUACCGCCGCGACCUCGACAUGCGCGCGUACUCACCCGCAAACUCAUCCAACGCGUCCUGCAGUCCGCCUCUAUCAUUAUGCUCGGCACUCUGACCACGUACUACCGCGAAAUGAGUGUCGACAACGAAGUGACAGCUCGCGACACCACCAUGACAUUCACCUGCUUCGUGCUCUUCGACAUGUUCAAUGCCCUCACUUGCCGUUCGUCGACAAAGUCGGUACUUACUGGCGAGAUCGGUGUGUUUGACAACAAAAUGUUCAAUUACGCCGUGUCUGGGUCGUUGGUUGGACAGCUCCUUGUGAUCUACUUCCCGCCGCUGCAACACGUCUUCCAGACGGAAGCGCUGGGGUUGUUGGAUCUCGCACAUCUCAUCGCUGUCGCGAGCUGUGUUUUCUGGGCUGACGAGGGGAGGAAGGCAUACUUGAGGUAUCAGACAAGAAGAGGGUACGGCGGCGGAUACAGUACUGCUGUAUGA
Molecule: messenger RNA, 3123 nt
Organism: Ascochyta rabiei
Lineage: Eukaryota; Fungi; Ascomycota; Dothideomycetes; Pleosporales; Didymellaceae
Product: P-type Ca(2+) transporter
Exons: 3
Coding region: 1-3123 (1040 amino acids)
Biological process (GO): intracellular calcium ion homeostasis; manganese ion transport; calcium ion transmembrane transport
Cellular component (GO): Golgi membrane; plasma membrane; endoplasmic reticulum
Molecular function (GO): ATP binding; P-type calcium transporter activity; ATP hydrolysis activity
Source: RefSeq, a predicted model, not a curated record